Messenger RNA from Chara braunii, 1255 nucleotides. The record is from the annotation of a GenBank genome assembly. Lineage: Eukaryota; Viridiplantae; Streptophyta; Charophyceae; Charales; Characeae.
CUAGGAGGAAGGGCGGCGGGGGGAAGGGAGGUGCUUCUCGCGAACUUUUCGCCGCCGAGUGGUUUUUUUUUUUUUUUUUUUUUUUUUUUUUUGUCUCGGCGCCGAGUGGAUUAGUUUGUAAAAGGGGUAAUAAGUAUGGAGGAUGACUGCGAAUUGAGCACCAAGUUCCGCCACGAUGGGGCCAGCAGCACCGAGGACUACUCUGUGGACAUCCACCCGUUGGCCUCCAGGCCUUGGUUCCUCGUGGCCGGCGACGAGGGGACUCUGCAGGUAUGGAACUACGAGACGGGACAGCUGGUGGCCUCCUGCAGCAUCCCACACAAGAGGGUGGCAAGGGCCAAGUUCGUCCCGCAAGAGGACUGGGUCAUUCUCACAGAUCACGACUACAUUCACGUGUACGAGCAGCGCGGCGACAGGUUGAAGGAGAUCAAGAGCAUCUGCGCUAAUAACGAAUCGCUGACGUGGAAGAUCGCCGUCCACCCUCUUCUCCCCAUGAUGCUGACCGCUGCGGGGUCCAAAGUCAAACUCUGGUUCUGGAGUCCCAAAUGGAAGCACGUAUCUCUGAAGAACUGCCAUACCGACCUGGUGGUGGACGUGGCUGCCCAUCCCCUGGACGCCGGAACGUUCGCAAGCUGCUCCGUCGACAUGACAAUCAAGGUGUGGAGUCGAGAGACCAACCUGAAGACUCUGCGGUGCAGGAACAAAGUGAUGAGUGUGCAGUUCGGAUGGAAGGAGUGGCAAACGCCGUUGCUCUUCGCCAGCACCCACCUGCCGCAGGGGAGCGACACGGGCGAGCUUGUCAUUUGGGACUGGAAGAAGGGGAGCUGCCUGGCUACGUUCGGCGUUCACCCGGGCACUCCCAGGGCCUUCUUCCCCCAUCCGGCGAUGCCUUACCUGGUCAGCGCGGACGACAAGGCCACGAUCAAAGUGUGGAACGAGACGAGCUGCAAGAUCGUCUCCUCCUUCUCGGUGAGCUACCUCCGGGAGGUAAACUGCUUGGUGCCCUGCAGGCAUGCGAACUUCAUCGCUGCAGGGGGGCGCGGCACGGCCGCCGUCAUCGAAGUGGAGAGGACCGGGAAAGGAGGCGGCGCCGACUCCGACGAUGACGCCGCCGGGUCGGCUGCCAAGGCUGUUGUCGCCGCCGCGCUUCUCCGAAUGCUGAGCAUGAACAAUUAGAGGAGGGAAAGAGAGAGAGAGAGAGAGAGAGAGAGAGAGAGAGAGAGAGAGAGGAUGAAUGAGGCUCAAAUUGAGGAGC